AUGUCGUGGUCUAGAGAUCAAGUUUCACUCCUGAUAGAGGAGUAUCACAAGUACCCAUGUUUGUAUGCGGUAAAAUCACCCAUGUACAAGAACGAACAUGCCCGAAAUACAGCGAUAGAAGCUAUAGAAGCAUCCCUGAAGACGUUAAGGCCCAGUGUAACGUCCCAAGAAAUUAAAAGCAAAUUUCAAGCUCUGAAAACAAAUUUCUUGAAUGAGCAUAGAAAACACGUUCAAAGCAUGAAAAGUGGUGCUGGACAAGAUGAGAUCUAUAUACCUUCAUUAUGGUAUUUUAAUAGUAUGAAGUUCAUUGUCGACCAUGUUGAUGUGAGGACUUCUUUUUAUUCCUCUGAGUUCUUGGAGAUCGAACCUGCCGCUCAAAAAUCAGAAGACUGA
Messenger RNA from Coccinella septempunctata (seven-spotted ladybird), 393 nucleotides. RefSeq lists its product as uncharacterized. The record is from RefSeq and is a predicted model, not a curated record. Lineage: Eukaryota; Metazoa; Arthropoda; Insecta; Coleoptera; Coccinellidae. The transcript has 2 exons. The coding region runs from base 1 to 393 and encodes 130 amino acids.